AUGGCCAAGAUCUCUCGUGGUGCCCCGGGCGGUAAGCUCAAGAUGACCCUCGGUCUGCCUGUCGGCGCUAUCAUGAACUGCUGCGACAACUCCGGUGCCCGAAACCUCUACAUCAUCUCCGUCAAGGGUAUCGGUGCCCGCCUGAACCGUAUGCCCGCUGGUGGUGUAGGUGACAUGGUGAUGGCCACAGUCAAGAAGGGAAAGCCCGAGCUCCGAAAGAAGGUCCACCCCGCCGUUAUCGUCAGGCAGUCCAAGCCAUGGAAGCGAACUGACGGUGUCUUCCUGUACUUCGAGGACAACGCCGGUGUUAUCGUCAACGCCAAGGGUGAGAUGAAGGGUUCGGCCAUCACUGGCCCUGUUGGUAAGGAAGCUGCUGAGCUGUGGCCCCGUAUUGCCAGCAACUCUGGUGUCGUCAUGUAG
This is a messenger RNA of Pseudomassariella vexata, 420 nucleotides long. Its product is annotated as 60S ribosomal protein L23. Bases 1 to 420 code for a protein of 139 amino acids. The record is from RefSeq and is a predicted model, not a curated record. The transcript has 5 exons. Gene Ontology annotation, molecular function: structural constituent of ribosome; large ribosomal subunit rRNA binding. Lineage: Eukaryota; Fungi; Ascomycota; Sordariomycetes; Amphisphaeriales; Pseudomassariaceae. Gene Ontology annotation, biological process: translation. Gene Ontology annotation, cellular component: ribosome; cytosolic large ribosomal subunit.